Messenger RNA from Egretta garzetta (little egret), 771 nucleotides. It is a transcript of the gene ENKUR, whose product is annotated as enkurin, TRPC channel interacting protein. NCBI's taxonomy places the organism in Eukaryota, Metazoa, Chordata, Aves, Pelecaniformes, Ardeidae. Gene Ontology annotation, cellular component: acrosomal vesicle. The coding region runs from base 1 to 771 and encodes 256 amino acids. Gene Ontology annotation, molecular function: calmodulin binding. The transcript has 5 exons. The record is from RefSeq and is a predicted model, not a curated record.
AUGGCGGCGCAGUGUGCCCAGGAGAGCAUCUACAACCUCCUGCCCCGCCUGGAGGAGAAGCCUGUCAAGCCUCCCAGGUAUAUAUCCACAUUUAGACCAUCAGUGAAAUGUGAAGUAGCGAAAAAUAAAGCUCAGUGGAAAACUAUGGGACCAGCAAAAGUUGCAGUGCCAUCUCCAAAAAACUUUCUGCAGAAACAUUCAAAGGAACCCAAGCUACCAGCAAGAAAAAAAGAACAGGAUAGUAAGAAACUGCCUGCAUUAUCAGUGCCACGGAGGACAGAUCACCCAGUUAUGGGAAUUCAGAGUAAAAAGAAUUUUAUAAAUAUGAAUGCAGUUGCUGCUAUCACAGGAUUGCCUAAAAAACCUCAACCUAUUUAUGUUGAUAGAAGACAGGGAGAUAAAUAUCUGCUUGAGACUUCAGGACUUGUUCCAAAAUAUAUUAAAAAACCGGAUUAUGGUGUUACACCAAAAUAUGUAACACAGCGAAACGAAGAAAUGAAGAGAGCUCAGAGGGAAUAUGAGGCCAGUAUCUUGGAGCAUCUCAAGAAAAGAGCCAUGAAACGGCUAUCUGAUGAAGAAAGGAGAAGUCUUCUGCAGGGGCUGAAAAAGAACUGGGAGGAAGUGUAUCAUGAAUUUCAGGGUCUUUCGGUAGAAAUAGACACCGUGCCCAAGAAGUUAUAUAAAGAAAAGCUGGAAUCACAGAUGAAGCAACUGGAGCAUGACAUAGAAGUAAUUGAGAAGCACAAAGUUAUCUACAUUGCAAAUGAGUAA